UACUUCAUCCACUAUUUUGUUGAUAAAUCUUAUGUUACUCUUUCAUCUUCUCUAUUCUCUCUCUUCCUCAAUUUCUCCAUCGUAUAAUCCUCAAUUUAUUCGCUAUCUAUAGCUUAUAAUUAUAAUCAAACUUCCACAAUGGAAUUAAUGUUGGUGCCACCACCAUGGCUAGAGCAAUUAUUGUCAACCACAUUCUUUUCUGUUUGCAAAGCUCAUAUCAAUGCACCUAGAAAUGAAUGCAACAUGUAUUGCCUUGAUUGUAGAGACCAAUCAUUCUGUUUUUAUUGCAAACAUGCUUGGCAUGACGAUCAUCAAGUAAUUCAAAUAAGGAGAUCGUCAUAUCAUGAUGUUGUGAGGGUGGCUGAGAUUCAGAAGGUAUUGGAUAUAAGUGGAGUUCAAACGUAUGUGAUUAAUAGUGCUAGAGUCCUUUUUCUUAAUGAGAGGCCACAAAAUCAAGUUAAGACGAAUAAUGGUGUUAUUAGUGGGAGUAAAACCAAUCCCCAUUUGUGUGAAAUAUGCAAAAGAAAUCUCUUGGACCCUUUUCGUUUCUGUUCUUUGGGUUGCAAGCUUGUAGGAAUAAAGAAAAAUGGGAAUGCGAGCUUUAUCUUAAGCGCAAAGAAAGACGAGGAAAUAGGAAAAAUAGAGGAAGGAAGGGGAAGAUUAAGGUUGGUAUCAAAGGAAGAAUUAAUAAUGCGUGAAGGAAUCCACAAACAAUUAUACCAAAGCACGUCUUCUCCUUAUUGUCCUCGUUCAUCUCAACAAGCUUGUUCAAAUUCAAGGAGAAGAAAGGGAAUACCUCAUAGGGCACCUUUAGGACCCUAAAGUAAUUAAAUGAUUUUAGGUUCUUAUUAAGGGGAUUUCCAAUUCAAACAUUCAAAAUUUUAUUGUCCGUUCGGGUUUGGACGGUUUAAAAAUAUGUAUAUUGUAAAUUUAAUUUUACAAUUAGAAUUUAGACCGUUUGAUAUCUCGAUCGAAUGAUUAUUAAUGUUUCUUACAAUUAUGUGAAUGUAGAAAAUUCUGAUUGCAUCGAUCUGAUACUUAAAAAUAAUAUAUUGAUAUAGUAUACGUUUUGGGGUGUA
Molecule: messenger RNA, 1079 nt
Organism: Cicer arietinum (chickpea)
Lineage: Eukaryota; Viridiplantae; Streptophyta; Magnoliopsida; Fabales; Fabaceae
Product: protein RGF1 INDUCIBLE TRANSCRIPTION FACTOR 1
Source: RefSeq, a predicted model, not a curated record